GAACCACUCACAAACGGUUCCGAUCAAAUAUCGCCUAGAUGUCAACGGGGCGUGUAGAGUAAAACACGUGCCUAAAUUUGCUGACAUGGAACAUGAGGCCCACUGAUUGGGUCUCAACGUGGCAGCAUCUUCAUAGCGUACCGUGCCGCCGUCGUUGUCACACGUUAACUCAAAUCUCUCCCCGCGGAACACCAGAAUAGUCCCCUUCUCCUCCUCCGAUCUAAAUCCAUGUCGCUCACCUCCCUUCCCAGAUUUCGAUCCCUUUUUCUUCGAUUUUGCUUAGGGUUUUUCCCCAAUCCAUGAGAUCCGUUUGGAUUGAUCUUCAAUUGGAUUAGAUCUAGUGAUUUUGCUGGAUUUCAGAGCUUGCUGAUUGGCAAUGUCGGGCAGUUCGUCGGACUCCGAGGACACGCCGAAGGCCCGCUCCUCCAGCCCGUCUAAUAGCGAAGAGGAGUACAAGGCCAGCCCUGUCUCUCCCCAGUCUUCCGAUGAGUCUGUCACGAGUGAUGGCGUCCUCGUUGAGGUCCCCGGCCAGGAUCAGUCGGAUGGGGGGAGGGAGGAGACGUUUGUUGAUGCGCCGGAUGAGCUUGGUGGGCGGGGGAUUGACCUUGGGGACUCGAUGGCCAUGGUUGAUCUCGGGGAGAGCUCGGAGGAGCAUUCGUCGCCAGAAAAUCUAGCCCGAGUCAGCUCCGAGUGCCGCAAAUAUAAGGAAGAAAGGGAGGUUUUUGGGAGGCAGAUUGCUGGCCUUCGCAACCAACUUCAAGAGAUGAUUGGUGGGCAACUGAUUGAGCAGCUUGGUGGUGAGGACAGUGGACGAGGAGAAGGGGAUAUGGUUCUAAGUUCUCCGACACCGUUGCAUUCGAUGUUAAGUGAUUGCGCCAAGUAUGUGGAUCAAUUGAGUGGUGCUUUUCAUGAAAAGUUUCAUGCUGAGGGAAUGAUUAGGGAACUUCAUGCUGCCCUCUAUGUGAAGGAUCAAGAGACUGAGGAUCUUAGUGCAAACCUCUCUGUAUCAUUGAUGUCUCGGGAUAUCAUCAUUUCUUACCUUCAUUCGCUUCGAGAUGAAUGGAUGGAAGCUUUCUCCUAUGAGGUCCAACAGCUUGGGCAGUGCUUGGCAGAUAUCAGGCCGGAUUUUAUGGCCUCUUACAAUAAUGAUUCUGGUUUCAUCUUCGGUGUUGCUCGCGAUGUGCUAAUGGAAAGUAAGAGGAAGGAAUAUGAACUGCAAGAGACUGCAAAUCGCCUUCAAGAAGAAAAUAUCAAAAUGGCUGAACAGAUACAUGAGAUGAAAGCAGGUUGGGAAGAAGCAAAAGCUGAAGCUAGCAAGAGCAAGAUGGAUCUGGAGCAGACUGAGAGCAGGUUGGCAGCAGCUAAAGAGAAGCUUAGCAUUGCAGUGACGAAGGGUAAGUCAUUGGUCCAACAUCGGGAUUCAUUGAAGCAGGCAUUAGCUGAGAAGACUAGUGAGCUUGGGAAUUGCUCUUUUAAUUUGCAGCAGAAGUCCAGUGCUUUAGAUGCCAUAGAAGCAAAGGCUGAAGUGCUAAAGCAAUCCUUAGCAGAGAAGAUGAAUGAGCUUGAGAAGUGCUCGCUUGAGCUGCAGCAGAAGUCCAGUGCUUUAGAUACCAUAGAAGCUGAUGCUGAGGUUCUAAAGCAGUCACUUGCUGAGAAGACAAGUGAGUUUGAGAAAUACCUACUAGAUUUGCAAGGGAAAUCCAAUGAUCUACGAACCAUGGAAGCUAGUAAUAGGGAGUUAAAGCAGUCAUUAGCUGAAAAGAACAAUGAAUUAGAGGCAUGCUUGCAGGAAUUGCAGCAAAAAUCUGAUGCUUUAGUUGCUGCUGGAGGCAUAUCGGAUGAGCUGAACAAUGCCCAAAAUUUGGUACAUUCUCUUCAAGGCUCACUUUCACACAGGGAAAGUGUCCUUGAGGAAAUAGAAGAAGUCAUGUCACAGAUAGAUACCCCUGAAGACUUUCUCACCUUGGAGGUUGUUGAUAGAGUCAGAUGGUUUGUUGAUCAAACACGGAUUUCAAAGGCCUUAUUGUCUGAGAGGCGCAAAGUGAAAGAGGCCUUGGAUUCCAUUGAAUUAUUAGAAGGUUGCCCAUCUAAUGAACUAGAAUCUCAAAUUCAUUGGCUAGGCGAAUCAUUUUCUAAGGCUAAGGGCCAUAUUGUAAAUAUGCAAGAUGAAUUGGCCAACACACAGGCAGUUGUGCAGUCACAUGAAUCAGAGUUGUCAAAGUUGCAUGAGGAAAUUGAUAACCUAACAACAUCUCUUUUGCAAGAAAAACUGGAGAACGAUUCUUUGCGAAGUACACUCACAGAAUUCAGAAGCAAACAUGAAAAUAUUGUUGAGAAGCUAUCUCUUUUGUCAUCUGAGAAGGAAGAAUUGCAGAAAGUUCUUUUGGAACUGUCUGGAACUGCAGUUGGGGAUCAACCUUAUAGUGACAUGGAUGCCAUGGUAGAGAAUUGGAUAAAUAUAAUAAAGGCUAAGAUUAACACCUCUAGCAUUGGAAUUCAGCAGUUUGAAAGGAUGCAAAGUUUGGUGUAUGUGAAAGAUCUUGAACAAAUGCUGUGUGAACACAUUUUAGAAGAAGAGAUGAAUGAUAGAUCAAAAUUGAUGAGCUUAUCAAAUGAGUUGAGGAGAGCUUCAGAUGAAGUAAUUACCUUGAAAGAUGAGAAAAGCUUUCUGCAGAAAGAACUUGAACGUGUUGAGGAGAAAUCUUCUCUCAUCAGGGAGAAGCUUUCCAUGGCAGUCAAGAAGGGGAAGGGUCUGGUGCAAGAGCGUGAGGGUUUCAGAGUUUCUCUAGAUGAAAAAAAUGCUGAAAUCGAGAAGCUAAAAAGAGAAAUGCAGCAGCAAGAUUCUUUGAUCAAGGAAUUCAAGGAGCAGAUUAAGAGUUUGUCAGCUUAUCCAGAACAUGUUCAAAAGCUUGAAUCAGAUAUUGUUUCUUUAAAGGGUCAAAUGGAUGAAAUUGAACUAUCCUUAAAGGAAAGUGACAAUAAAUUACAAAGAUUAAUUGAUUCCUUAGAAUGCAUUGUUAUUCCUACUAAUGAAAGCUUCCAUGAACCUGUGGAAAAGGUUGACUGGAUUGCCUCAUACAUCCGUGAGUCUGAAAUUGUUAAAGCACAUGCUGAGAAAGAGCUGGAGAAAGUAAAGGAGAAAGCUAACUUGCAAGAAAGCAGCCUAGCUGAUGCUUCUGAGGUUAUAAAGUCUUUAGAGGAUAAAGUAUCACAGUCCGAGAAUCAUAUUUCUCUUAUUAUUGAAGAAAAGAAGAACAUGCAACUUGGUGUGACCUCACUAGAGCAAGAGCUUAAGAAAAUUAAAGAGGAAAACUUUGUGCAGGCAAGCAAGUUAGAACAUGCAUCCGCAGCUAUAAAAUCACUAGAGGAGGCUUUGUCACAGGCCGAUGAAAAAGUCUCUCUUCUUGUAGAUGAGAAGAAUGAAUUGGAGUCUAUGAGCAACGAGGAGAUAACAGGAUUAAAUGCUAAAUUAUCUAAGUGCCUUCAAGAGUUGGCUGUAACUCAUGGCAAUUAUGAAAAUCAGUCAAUGGAGCUUGCAAAUCACCUUGAAAUUCUUAAGAAGAUUAUGGAUGCUGAAGGCCUCAUAACAUUGAUGACUAAAGAUUUCAGGGAAAAAAUUGAAAACAUGAGAAACAUGGGCCUUCUACUUCAAGAUAUGCACAACCAGUUUGCUUCAAAAGGAUCUCUUGCAAGUCGCAGUUUAGAGGAACAAGGUACUGAUAUGCAUCAGCUCUCUUCUCUCCAAAAAUUUGAGGGCUUCAUUGAUAACAAAGUAGUUAGUGGAGCAAUAACAGACCUUGACUCCCCAUCCUUCAGUAAGAUUCUAGAAGAGCUCCAUGCUUAUGCCAAACUUGUUGGGGACAAUUUUCGAGGCCUUUCUAGAUUCAUGGACGAUCACAUUGCCCUUACAUCACAGGCUUUACAAACAGCAAGGGAUGAGUUUUUUAAUGUGCUUGAGCUGAAUGAAUCCUUGAGGCUAAAUGUCACCAGUUUAGAAGCAGAGAGGCAGGCUAGAGACUCUAAAAUUUCGUCUUUGCAAAAAGAUGUGAUGUUACUAUUUUCUACAUGCAUGAAUGUUACUAAAGAACUGCAAACUGAAUUCCAUGAUAUGGUGGACUUGGACUCAGACUCAGAUCAGCUUAAGUAUAGUUCUAGCCUAGACUUGAUAUUGGAAGAAGUAAAGGGUGGUGAAACUGAAGAGGAAAGUGCUGGGGAAUAUGCUAAGAUGGCCCAGAGUUUAUUACUUGCUGUGAGAAGAGUCAGAACUGAUUUCCAUCAGUUAGUAAAUUCAAAAAGAGUGUUGAUGACUUCAAUUGAUGAUCUAGAAAAUAAAUUUAAACGAACAGAAUUAACUGCUAAAAGUGCAAUUCAAGAUAAGCAUCAGUUUGAAGAAAGAAUUUCUGAGUUGGAAGGAGAUCUGGCAGAAUUGGGAAAUGUUUGCAGUGAGCUGAGACUUCAGAUAAAGGAAUUUCAGGCAAAGGAGGAUGUGCUUAAGGAUAGAGAAGCAGAGUUGUUGGCAUUGCAGGGUACUUUAACAACAAAAGGAACAGGUAUAAGGGAGAAGUUAUUCUCAGAAGACCAGGUUGAAAUCCUUAUUGACAAAGUAAAUAAGCUGUUGAUCCCAUUCAAAAGGUUACAAUCAACCGAUCAAGAAAUUCAUUUUGCAACUCCUGUUGAAAAACUCUAUUAUGUAUUAGAGGAAGUCAUGGAGUUGCAACAUACUGUGGAUUCUGUCAUUAAUGAGAAAAAUGAUAUGCAGUCAAUAAUUGAAUCCCAUGCCCAUGAAAUUGAAUAUCUGAAGAAGGAUAUUGAAACAAUGAGUACUGAUCAUCAAGAUUUGGAAUCAAAGAAGGCUGAAUUUAGUGAGCUGACACUUGGUUUAGAGAAGAUCAUUCAGAUGUUUGGAGAGAAUGAGCCAAUUGAGGACAAGAAAACAGGUUCUGGAAAAGGGCUACUAUCUGCAUUAGAGAGAUUGACAAUGGGCUUAAGUAUAGAAUGUGAAAAUUCAAAGUCUAGAAUACAAGAGCUUGGUGCUAAGUUGCAGGCAAAGGAAAAAGCAGUGGAUGAGCUAUCUUCGAAGGUUAACUCACUUGAAGAAUCGCUCCAGACUCACCUUUUGCAUCCUGAGAAUGUCAAAGAAAGGGCUCUCUUCGAACCAUCAACAGCAACUGGGUCUGAGAUAUCUGAAAUUGAAGAUGCUGCGGUUGGGAAAAAUUUGAAACCUUCUGUCCCUGCUGCUGCUCAUGUUAGAGCCAUGCGAAAGGGUUCUGCCGACCAUCUUGUCCUCAGCAUUGACUCAGAGGCAGAGAGAUUAAUCACGCCACAAGAAACCGAUGAGAAAGGGCAUGUAUUCAAAUCCCUAAACACAUCUGGUCUCAUACCAAAGCAAGGGAAGUUGGUAGCUGAUAGGAUUGAUGGAAUCUGGGUUUCUGGAGGUCGGAUUUUGAUGUCUCGGCCGGGAGCAAGGUUGGGACUUAUAGCCUACUGUCUUCUCUUGCAUGUCUGGGUUUUGGGUACCAUAUUGUAGCACAGUCACCACUAGAUCCAACUCAGAAGCAUCAAUUGUACCAUAAGUUUUUUGGUUUCAUGUUUUUUACACUCAAUUCGUAUGCCAUCAUUCUUUGUUUAUUCGCUUUUCGAUGAAACAAAUUUGUACAUAUAACUGUAUUAGACUCUUAUAAAUGGCCAUACAAUAUAAUAAUAUGAGCUCAUUCUUACAGUACUCUCAA
Messenger RNA from Dioscorea cayenensis subsp. rotundata (Guinea yam), 5729 nucleotides. RefSeq names its product golgin subfamily A member 3. The record is from RefSeq and is a predicted model, not a curated record. Lineage: Eukaryota; Viridiplantae; Streptophyta; Magnoliopsida; Dioscoreales; Dioscoreaceae.